CGAGAUGAGAGCAAGCUAACCACGGAUGAAAACACAAAACUUGCUCCGUCAAAUCUGCAUUGGAAUUUUUGUCUUAUAAGUAGACAAGAAUGAAGAGUUAAGGUAUGAAUUGAAGCGAAUAGUAACAUUGUGUGGUUUGGCGAUGGUGAUCAAGAUGGAAUUGUGCCACUUCAUAUCCGACCAUCAAGCAAAAGAGGUGGUGCGAUCUAUGAAUCAGCUGCGUAAGUUAAAUGCUCUGUGUGACGUGGAACUGGUGGUGGACUUCGAGAGGUUCCCAGCCCACAGAGUGUUGCUGGCCUCCUGUUCAGACUACUUCAGGGCCAUGUUCACAAACACAAUGUGCGAGUCUGCUCGCACGUCAGUUCCGAUCAAAAAUGUCUCUCCUUGUGUGAUGAGGAUCAUCUUGGACUAUGUCUAUGCGGAGUCUAUCACCAUCAACGCAGACAAUGUGCAGGAACUACUCCCCGCUGCCUCCCUCUUGCAACUACACUCCAUUCAACAAGCUUGCUGUGAAUUUUUGGAACGGCAACUGGACUCAUCAAACUGUCUAGGCAUCAAAGCAUUCGCAGACACUCACAACUGUACUGAGCUGUCCCAGUCAGCCGAAAAGUUCAUCUGUCAGAAUUUUGUCGAAGUCAUCAAACAUGAAGAAUUUCUGAAUUUGAGUAAAGAAGAUUUGGAGGGAUUGAUCAAACGUGAAAACAUUGCCAUAGAUGGCUCUAAGGUGUCUAUAUUUGAAGUAUGUGACACUUACGCAAUUCGAAGCAUUGUAAUUAUGCUGGAGCAGUCCAAACUGGAGAGUAGGAAGACCCUGCCCCGACUGAGUCUGAAGGAGUAUAUGGUGAUAGUGGGUGGGUUUGGACUGAACCAGCAGCCGAUUGAUGUGGUGGAACAGUUCGAGUCCAAGAACAACGAAUGGUCACUCUUGCCACCCCUGCCCACACGUAGACGUUAUGUCAGUGCCACCCAACUGGGAGGGCAGAUCUAUGUGAUAGGGGGCUAUGACAAUGCGAACAGACUGAGCAGUGUGAGUGUGCUAGACUGUAGGGUAAUGCAGUGGAAGACAGUGGCCAAUAUGAAUGUGAGGAGGGGACUGGCAGGGGUGGUCUCUUACAGGGACAAGAUCUACGUGGCGGGUGGUUUUGACGGCAGUUCUCGUCUCUCCAGUAUGGAAGUGUAUGACCCAAAUUUGGACAAAUGGGAGAUGAUGCCUCAGAUGACCAUAGGCAGAGAGGGCUCCUCCCUUGUAGUGUGUGCUGAUAUGAUAUACUGUAUCGGGGGAUACGACGGAAUGACCAUACUGCGAUCGGUGAACAGGUUCGAUCCCCGCGAGGGUCGUUGGAUAACAGUGACUCCUCUCUCAGUAGGCAGAUCAGGAGCAGGUGUGGCAGUGGUAGAUGAUAUGAUAUACGUGUGUGGGGGAUUUGACGGAAGCCAACAUCUCUCAGGCGUGGAGUGCUAUAACCCACGGAUGGACAUGUGGAGUUCGGUGGCCAACAUGCACAACGCCAGAUGCUACUCCAGCACAGCCGCACUGGAAAAGAAACUGUACUGUGCAGCAGGAUACGAUGGUGCAACUCUGUUGAAUUCAGCCGAGCGGUUCGACCCUCUGUCCAAUAAGUGGUCACCUGUAGCCGCAAUGUCAACUCCUCGAUGUGAUGCAGGCAUUUGCGUCUAUCAACGAUAUUAGUGUACACGCUCCAAAACCUCUAUUUAAAGUCAUCGCAAAAUAAUGAUUAGGUCUUUUCUGUUAAUCUGUUAACAUUGAAUAAUUUCCUUAACCCAUUACUGAUUUAGCUUGGUACUUGCAUGUGAGACCCCAAAAGCUAAGCCUACCCCCAAUUUCCAGGAAAAAACAACGCCAGAAAACUUUAA
This is a messenger RNA of Symsagittifera roscoffensis, 1875 nucleotides long. RefSeq names its product kelch-like protein 12. The record is from RefSeq and is a predicted model, not a curated record. Gene Ontology annotation, molecular function: protein binding. NCBI's taxonomy places the organism in Eukaryota, Metazoa, Xenacoelomorpha, Acoela, Convolutidae. Bases 143 to 1690 code for a protein of 515 amino acids. The transcript is spliced from 11 exons.